This is a messenger RNA of Amphiprion ocellaris (clown anemonefish), 4331 nucleotides long. RefSeq names its product MYC-associated zinc finger protein b (purine-binding transcription factor) (gene mazb). The coding region runs from base 955 to 2397 and encodes 480 amino acids. The record is from RefSeq and is a predicted model, not a curated record. NCBI's taxonomy places the organism in Eukaryota, Metazoa, Chordata, Actinopteri, Pomacentridae. The transcript has 7 exons. Gene Ontology annotation, molecular function: RNA polymerase II transcription regulatory region sequence-specific DNA binding; DNA-binding transcription factor activity, RNA polymerase II-specific. Gene Ontology annotation, cellular component: nucleus. Gene Ontology annotation, biological process: regulation of transcription by RNA polymerase II.
AAAAAAGAAAGAAAAAAAAAAAAAACACACCACACUGGAGCGCAUUUUGUGUCGGCCGACAGCGCAGGAAGGAAGGGGAGAGGACGGACUCCGGCUGGGAGACGGAAAUGAGAGGGGGGUGUCCAAAGAGGAAACCCUAUCCCUUUAAGAGCAAGUGGGACAUAGCGGUGCGAGAAAAGGAGAGGAGGGGGAGAAGAAAGAGGAAUUAAAAAAGAAAAGGAAGAAAGAGACAGGGAGGGAGGAGGGAGAGCGGGCGAUAAAAAAAGAAAGAUGACAUCCUCGCAGCUGAACGGCCGAGGUGGAGCGAUAGGCUGCGGCCCGGCGAGAGCGCAGCUCGCCGGGGUCAGGGCUUGAAUCCAACAACGAGGCUUCGACAAACACCCGAUUGGCCUAUUGGGUGGAAAUCGGAAAAAUAGAUUCAUAAAUUAAAAACAAAGCAUGACCCGCCGUGCUACCAGAUACGUGUGUUAUAACCCAUAUUGGUUCUCGUGCGUCAAAACGCAUUUAUUUCACGCAGACUGGUUUAUGUUUGUGGCUAAAGUGUGAUAGUGUAAGAUGCGGUUUUUUUGUUUUUUACAUUUUUGUUUUGGGUUUUGGAAGUAGUUUAGUUGUGUGAUGUUGCGUUUUUCAGUGAGGAUUUGGUGUUGAAUGAAUUAAAGUUCGAAACCAAAGUGAAACGGGCCGUUUCUUGGAGCUGGCCUGCUCCACCACUGCCCGAGUACCGCAGCCUGCAUUAGUCCACAGCUGCGUGCAUUUUAAUUGACAGCACAAGGCUACCUCAAUGAGAACAACAAACACAUUUUUGCUAGACGACUUUGUUGUUUUUCGAGAGGAUCCGGGAGUUCGGUGCUGCAGGAGGACGAUCACCGCCGGGCCGAUCCGAGCCAUGCCAGGGCUGCUCCGCUCGAUCUCAAUCUGCAGCUGACUUUAUAAUCUCCAUCGCUGUGGCGCAAAAUGGAUGCUGCUUGGAGCAAUUUUCUCUUCCAGAGUACUCCCACCCAAAACCAAGUGGAGGGGAGCCUCCAAUCAGAGCUGAUGCCAGUGCAUACGAGUUCUCCCCAGACCCCACCCACAGAGCACAUAGCUCAGCCUCCUUCAACUGUGGACACUACAGCUCUGAGUGAGGAGCCCCUUCCUGUGAAGCCCGUCUCCCGGCCGGCUCGCGCCCAACACAUCUGUGCCAUCUGCAACAAGCAGUUCAAGAACAACUACAACCUGCGGCGGCACCAGUCGGUCCACACUGGGGUACGCAUGAAGGACAGGGCCAGAGAGCAGGCGGAGGGAGCGAAGGAGGGAGCAGCCGGCCAGGUGGUGGCGGCGGCGGCGGUCCCGUCGGCGAUGGCGGUGGGGGCCGGAGGGAGGGCGGAGAGGCCCACUAUUCCCCUCUCCCUGCUGCACCUCUCCACGCCUCCCCCUCUCGCCCCUCCCGGCCUGCUGGCGGGCGCCCAGCAGCCUCCCCUGGGUGCUCAGGAUGGUGAAGGGGUUGCCAUGCCAAACGUAAUGGCUAGUGUUAACCCUCAUGCUCCGCCUCCUGCUGCUGUCGUCAUGGCCACAGGGGCGACAGUACAGCGGCCCACAAAUCCCAACCCGAACCCGGUGAGGAAGAACCACGCCUGUGAGACGUGUGGGAAGGCCUUCCGAGACGUCUACCAUCUGAACCGCCACCGCCUGUCCCAUUCGGACGAGAAGCCGUUCUCCUGCCCCAUCUGCCAGCAGCGCUUCAAGAGGAAGGACCGCAUGAGCCACCAUGUUCGCUCCCACCAGGGCGGAGUGGAAAAGCCCUACAUCUGCCCCCACUGUGGCAAGGCUUUCUCCAGGCCUGACCAUCUGAACAGUCAUGUCCGACAGGUGCACUCCUCAGAGCGACCCUUCAAAUGCCCCACUUGCGAGUCCAGCUUUGCUACGAAGGAUCGCUUGCGUGCACACAUGAUUCGCCACGAAGAGAAGGUUCCCUGUCACAUCUGUGGGAAGCUCCUGUCUGCUGCUUACAUCACAGAUCACAUGAGGGUGCACAACCAGUCGCAGCAUCACGCCUGCCACCUCUGUAACCGCAGCUUCACCACGCUGACGUACCUUCGUGUUCAUGCCCAGAAGCACCACGGACAGGAGUGGAAGGACAGUCCGGGCGGCUUCGGCGGCACGGCCUCGGGCGGCGUUCUCGUCUGCCACCUGUGCGGCGUCCACUGCAAGACGCCCACCCAGCUGCAGGGCCACAUGGGCACCCACAGCAACAGCCAGGCCGCCCCGAGCCCCAUCACCUCCAACGUGGCCGCCAGCAGCUCCGGCUCCCUUAGCAACAUGGUGACAGCACCCACCGUCUACGUCACCGGCAACACGGUGGUGGACCUGCUGGUCACAGACUGCUCUAGCAUCGCGGCGCCGCAGACACACAGUUAGCAGUCAGACAGCUUAGCAGGAACAACCUCAGUCCCUCAGCAGAGGUUAGAGAAGGUUGCAGUUACUCGUAGAUGCUGAUCCGGUUUCAGUUCUGCCACUUAUCGGUAAGGUUGGGAUUAAGAGUGGGGGGAGAUUAAUGCCAGUGAAGGGCAGUUUCACCUCAGAGCUGCAGAGCACCAGGGAAAAGACAGAAAGACUGAAAAGACGGACUUUUGUGGCUGCAGCAGGUUCACUGACAUUAACGACAAACAUGGAUGUGCUGUCCAGGUAUUCCUGAAUGCUCUCAUGCAUUUGAGACUCCAAUGAAACUGUGGUAUUGUGGGCAUCUACUGUAUUACUCUCCCCUCUCUGCCCUCCCUCUGUCCCUCCCUUAAAGCCUGGCUGCUCUCUGCAAGUGCACCAAGUACUGUAUAUCUCACACCAGCUCUGAUCUUACCUCCAUUUUGCAGCUCACUUACUGAGAAUCCAAAUGGCUUGCGUUACAAAGUAGCAGGGAGAGAGAGUAGCUCUCGGUAAAAACAAAAAUCAAGAAAAACAUUAGACGGGACGUUGUGUGUGUUUGAGUGUGCGUAAGUCUGGGCUCCUCUCGCAUGUUUGCUUGUUUGUUCACUAAAAAUUAAGAUCAACAUUUGAUUUUGAAGCCGUAACGCUAGUUUAUUAAGUCUCGACUUGUGGGAUGUUUCUAGAUCAGGACAGAAGAUCAUACUCGUGAUCGGUGUUGAAACGUGGGAUGUAUUUGUUCAUUUGUUUCCUAAAAGGUACAGAAGUGAGAAGAGAGUUCAGGAGCGUCAAGCACCUUAAAAAUAUUAUCGGUGGAUUCAGUAAGGAUCAAAAUGGGUAUGAGAUUUCUUGGAUUUUUCUUGCUCUGAGUCUUCCUCUCUGGGUCUGGCCUUUAAAAAACAAACAAAAAAACAACUGCUAAUCAACACUUCAGCUUCUGACAUAGCAAUUGUUGCACCUGAGAACUACCUUUUUGCAUGGAAAAAAAAAACAAGCUAGCUCAGUCAUGCUUAUUGUUAGGGAGCGGUCAUGACGAAAAGAAACUUUCAGCAGCUCCACUAAGUUAGUUGGCUGUAAACAAUGAUAUUUAUGAAAGUGUUGAUUUUAUUCAGAAGAUUUUUCACAUUGUUGGCCGUUCAUUUGAUUGUAACUGUCAUUGCCAUAGUCCUUUCUGUUUUCUCUACGUACCAGUCCAAUGAGUGGAACUUAUGCAUUAGAUUUAGUCUUUUAACUCUCUGUAUAGCACAUAAUGUUUUCAACGCAAGUCAUUAUCGUUCUCCAUGAAUCAUGUGAAGAAUGGUCACAUGUCCGUCGGAUACUUUGGUUGGUUUGAGUUUAAUUGUGAGUGACGUGUGGUGUUGAAAGGGCUUCUAAAGUCACAAGUCAGGAGUACGAUGGACGACACCACUCGGUAUGCUGUAAACAAAUCCUGGUUUUGUACUGGAGUGCUUUUUUCAGUUUCGUGUUGAUAUGUUACCUUGAGAUUUGUAGACUUGUUUCUUUCUUCCUUUUAUUCUUUUCUUUCUUUGGAAACGUGUUCUUCCUGUUGAGAAAAUUAGUGAUUUAUUACGAGUUAAUUUUAGUUUUUUCUCCAUUACACUAAGAAAAAAAAUAAUAAUACCUCUACUCUAGGAUUCUGUACAGCUCUUGUGAUACAUCUUAAUGCCUUAUCGUACUCAACUGCAUUUUAAUUCUUUUAUGAUAAAAUAUUUCAAAUCUUAGUCAUGGAUUCAUUAAGAAUAUUAAUGGGAUGUAUUUAUAUUUAUAUUUUUAUAUUUCUCAACAGUAUGCAUGUCUAAACGGUUGUUAGAGCAAAAAAAAAAAAUAAAUCAAUGAUGCUUACUACAGUCAUAAAUAUUAUGUUAUUUUGUAGAUGAAGUAGAGAUCAUAUUAUUUUGUAAUUUGGACAAUUUAAAGUAAAAACGGUAAACGGG